Messenger RNA from Knipowitschia caucasica, 1671 nucleotides. Lineage: Eukaryota; Metazoa; Chordata; Actinopteri; Gobiiformes; Gobiidae. The record is from the annotation of a GenBank genome assembly.
AUGAGGCGUUCAGGGGCCCCCAGUCAGCUCCUGAGUAAUCCAGGUAAAAAGCCCAGAUUUGUGUCUCCUGCAGCAUCAGGAUCAAACUUCUCCCCACCGUGUCCCAAACCAUUCAGUACAACACAAAGUUUCAACGUACUUGAUAAGAUCCAAAGAAGUCUGAGCCCGGUUGGUGCUUGUAAAGCCCCAGAUGCCCUCACUGAAGAUGUCCAGGUCGUUACGCCUUUGUCUCGUGCUCUGGCUCGCGUCUUAAGUGCAACAGAGAGCAAGGAAAACACUGAAAUGGAGGAUUCUGAUACAUCUGAGCUCAAUGAAGGCCCUGAAGGGAAAGAGAAGAAAAAUUACAGAUGUGUGGGAGUUAGUCCUAGAUUUAAGAUGGACCAGGAGAAGGCAGCAGCAGAGCACCCAGGAGGGAAGGCUCUGGGGACUGCCAGCUUCAGUCUUGACCAGGAGAGGGCUGCAGCAGUGGCAGAGAACAUGGGAGGCAAGAGUCUGAACAGUUUAGUAGUAGGCCAGGAGAGAGUGAGAGUUGACCACUCUGAUGGGAGCAGCAUGAGCAGCAUUGGCUUUGUGGACCACGAGAGACUAGGGCAAGACCAUGCGGAUGGGAACGGCACUGCGGAAUUUGGACUACUGAAAGGUGAAAACUUUAGGCCGGACUUAGUUUGUGUUAGUCCGCUCUAUAAAAAGAUGAUGAACAACAAGAUGACAACAAGCAUGAUUGGCUCCAACUCCAUGUUCCUGUCCAGUAUGGUCGGAAAGGCUCGCUCUUCAAACUUCACUCUUUCGGAGAAACUGGACUUGUUGCACCUGGUGCGCCCUCAUAUCCGCAUCUUGGAGGAACACACCAACAAACAUGCGGUGAUCGUGGACAAGAAUAAGUGUUGGGAAACUGUGGCCGAACAGUACAACACUUUAGGAGGAGACCGACCCCAUCGCACCGCUCAGGGCCUCAGGACUCUCUACAAGAGGCUGAAGGAGUCCGCGAAGCAGGAAGUGAUGCUGAGGAGACACGCCCAGCCCGAGUACAGAUCCAACAUCUCUGAGCCCACGAGGAGAAUCAUGGAGAUGAUCCCUCACCUGUUCAACCACAUGCCAUUCAUUGACAAGAACCUGUAUAGCAGAUUAAUGAUAAACAAACAUGGCGUUCCCAUUGAACAUCCUGGGAGCAGUUCUUCUACGGCAGGAGUCCAGGAUCUCUCCGAUGUCCUGAAUGUGUCCCAAGAGCCGGUCCAGUCUGAGUCUGACAGUGAAGCCCUGCCCGCCUCGGAGGACCCUGCCCCAGCCCUGCACCCUGGGCUGGGGCAGGAGGGGGCUGAGGAGGAGGAGGCAGAACAGGAGCUGAGCAGUAACCAGGACUAUGACGCCUCGCUGUCCCCUGACUCUGUGAACAUGCCCAUGCCCGUCUCUCCGGUGGGACUCCGACAGGACCAUUACCCCAACAACAUUUACCCCCAACACGAGGUGGAGCGGGUUCAGGCUCUGCAAAUGUCUUGGGAAGAACAGGAGCUGGUGCUGGCUAAUCACAGAAAGGUUUCGCUUUACUUGCAAGAGAAGAGAGAAGCUCUCAAGAGGAAACAAGAACUGGAAGAGGAACUCAUUCGAGCCAAAAUCACAGUAGAGAUGCUCCGAGCAGAGCGGCUGAGGCAAGGACUGUCACUGCCUCAAUAA